ACUAGAAAGAAGAAUCAUACAGGAUGCGAUUGCGAUUUGUCAGCUAAAUUACUUAUCGGACAGUGUGCGUGUCUCUAAAACACCUAAAAUAAUCACGCACUCAAGGCAGAAAACAAAGUUCAGAUUGCAGCAAAAUGAAUCUCAUUAAAAAGCCGCCUCCAUCGCCCUACAAACGCUGUCUAAACCAAAGCCAGCGCUCCGCGGAAGAUCGUCAUGUUGAAGAGCUGAAUUAAAUACGCGGUGCUUUUCUCGCACUUAAUCAAUCAACAGGAAACUGUGUGUUUGUGAGAGAGCGAGAGCGUGUGCCAACACAAGACUCUAGUCCUUUUCUAUCUCUAUGCCUGCAUCGUCUACUGAUUGCGGUCUUUUUGAGCCGGAGCGGAACCAUCUUUUCACGGAUCAGCUUUCCACUCGGAAGGGCUUUUCUCGAGCUCCAUUGUAAUUCAUUCUGUGCCCACUCAAAUCGGAACGGGUUGAGACAGAGCAAGUGCCGGGGUCGGAGAGAGGCUGGACCGUGGCGGCAAUGGGUGCGGAGGCGAUGCUCAGGACCCUGCUGUACACCGUCAACUCCCUGCUGCAGCAGCGCAGAUACCAGGCGGCGCUGGCCGUAGUGAAGGGCUUCCGUAACGGAGCGGUUUAUGGGGCAAAAAUUCGUGCCCCCCAUGCUUUGGUGAUGACAUUUCUCUUCAGGAGUGGAAGCUUAAAGGACAAACUGAAAGCAAUUUUUCAAGCCACCUACACUCAUUCCAGGAACCUGGCAUAUUUUGUAUUCACGUACAAGGGUCUGAUGGCCCUACAGUCCAGAAUACAGGGAAAAAAGAUUCCAGUUCACUCUUUUCUCGCAGCCUGCAUUGGGGGCUGUUUAGUAUUUGGGGAAAACAAUAAUAUCAACAGUCAGAUAAACAUGUACCUGUUGUCUCGUAUCCUGUUUGGCUUGUCCCGGUUGGCAGUGGAGAAAGGUUACAUCCCACAGCCAAAACGGGAUCCCUUUCCACUCUUCGCCGCUUUAGUUUGGGGGAUUGUUCUCUGGCUCUUUGAAUAUCACCGGCAUACCCUACAGCCAUCUUUGCAAUCAUCCAUGACAUACCUCUAUGAUGACAGUAAUGUCUGGCAUGAUGUUUCUGACUUCCUUGUAUAUAACAAAAGACCUGUCAGCCAAUAGUUUUGAAAGAGCUUUGAAUAAUAGCACCUUUCAGAAACAGGGCUUACUUUUCUUUUUCUGAACAUACGUGACUGAAAAUUUAAUAUUGAUAAUUAUCUCUAGGUGUGACCUGGUCACAAUGUUCUGUAUAAGCUGGUGAUCUCUGUUGGUUCAAUGUUGAAAAGAGGCCAUAUUGCAAGCAAAACAUCUUGAAGGGGUGUUUUUUAAAAUGUGCUCAUCUUUCCGUAAGAGACAUCAUUUCCUUUUCUACACCGACAGCUGUGGCAUUGCAGUAAGGGUGGGAAAACAAGCUAUAAAUGCGCUGAUCUAAAAAGUUGACAACUUGGGGGAGGGAGAACACCAGUGAAUAUAUUUUAUAUAAUGUUGAAAUACCAGAUGGUGUAGGUAACUCCUUGUAUGCUUCUAUGUGAUAAUUCCUUCACUGCUUCCUUUGUUAGCAAUAAAAUAAAUUGGUUAAUUCUCUCCUUGGUACAUAACAGCAUGUAAAGCUCAGGUUUAGGAACUUUGUGUGUAGAUAUGGAACUUGGAAAGUUUUCUGGAUAAUCUUUUCUAAUAUCUCUUUGCAGAUCUGUUCCCUCUUCCUAUUCUCAGGACAUAGCAAUAUAAAACCUGAAAAAAGGCAUGUGGAAAAGGAUGUGGGGGAAAAUAUAUAUAUGUGAAGCAACAGAGAAAAGCUUCAGUAAAGGCAUGAUGUACAUUCAGCAAUGUGAGUGUCCCACAUCAUGUGACUAGUCCUAGACCACAUCUCAUAUAUACUUAAAGUGAGAUGUUGUACACAGUGAAAUACGCGUCCUCUCCUGUCGGCUUGCAGUAUAGUCUAAAACAGGAGAGAAAAAGUGAGGGAGAUUAAUUGGCUCUGCUAAUGAAAUUGUUUGGGUGGGUAAAUUCCUUCCUAAUCAAAGGUCCAGCCUUUUUCAUAUGGAACAGAAAAUGCAACUACAUAUUAUCAUUACAACUGGCAAGGACUGACAAUGCUGUAGGCAAGAAGACUUUUGAUUAAAGUAUAGGUGAUUGGCAAUCUACUGUCAUAGAAGUAGCUUUAGCAAAAAAAAAUACUAAACGGAUAAUGGCCGUUGAUCAACUCUCUUCAUCACUUUUUCUUAUUGUUUUUAAUGAGGAGAAAAGGAGCAGAUGACUACAGAGCAAAUAAUUCUAGGGAAGUGAGAGGCUGGCUACAAGAAGUCAUCUUAUACUAGCCUUCUACAAGAUGGGCAGAGAAAUACAAUGAUGCCUUUAUUUUUGGUUCUUAAAAGCAGAUAAAUGUAGCUCGAAGAGGGAAGAAAGAAACCUGGCAGAAGUCAGUUGUCAUAGGAAGCUCAAAGCUCCCAAAAAUUCCAAUUCCACUCCCUGUCUUUUCACUCCACUGCAUCAGUAGAAGUACAGAAUUUAUGAGGAAGAUGACACAGUGGCUGAGAUCUGGACUACCAAUGUGGACGUGUAUGACCUGAGCACCUAUUUUGGAGGACUGGACCUAGCUGCACAUUGCCCAGAGUUCAGUUGGGAGGAUGAAUUUUGGGGUUCAUACUUUGCCCAGAUUGCCUGUAAUUGGUAGAAAUAUAUCCCUGAGGGCAGCCCUUGGGGACACAUUUCUACCACUUGCAGGGCAAUCUGAGGUGGAGGUAGGAACUCCGAAUUUGUUCUCCCCACUGCACACUGGGCACAUCCUUAGUGGGGAGGACAGCUGAAGUGGGUGUGCUUGCCUCGUUCCAUCCCUGCUUUGGUAGUCUGGAUCUGAGCCAAUGCCUUGAAUAUUCUAUUAUUUAUUUAUAAGUUGCAUCCCACCUUUCCACUUCUAAAGUGGCUUGCGUGUAAAAUAAUAAUAAUAAAUCUUAAAUGCAACCGGUAAACAAUAAGACAAUGAAAAAUAACACUUAAACUGAAGAGCAACAGACAAAUUAAACCAGAUGGAACAAAAUAGUCUUCCAAGUGGUGGUAAAGUAGGAGGCAAAUGAAUAUCUCAGGCAGCUUCAUGUAUAGGCAGCUUCAUCUGUACACACUCACAGAGCAUGUUUUUGAAGAAGCUGUUUUGUGAAUUAGGAUGUCAAACUAAUCCUAAUUUGAGUACAGAAAAGUUAUCUUGACUUCAGUAAGUACGCUGUGGAGACAGUGUAUUCUAAAUAAAAGUACUUAAAGUAAGGCCCCCAAACAGUCUUUCAUGUUUGUUGCUUUAGGUAUGAAUUUUAGUGAACAGGUGGGUGAACUGGAAGACUAGGGCAAGACAAACGUUAUGGAUUAUACAUAUAUUGGGUUUUUAUCUUUCUUAUUGGCCAGGGUGUUUUAUAUCUGGUAUAACUUGCAAAACUGUUUGUGCUGGCAUAUUAUUUAUUCCUGGGAUGAAGUUUUUACUGACAAGGCUGUAACACUGGUGAAUGUUUCUUCUUUCUAAUGUCUUACUGCAGUUACCAAUUUAGUACCCUAAAUAAUUUUAUAUCCUUCAGUAUCUGUGCACAAAUCUGAUGAUCUCUACACUACAUCUACUACUCCAUUUAUAUCUUCUGCAAACCACCAUCUCACCAGCAGCUCUCUGUUAUAUCAUGCCUCACAUAUGAUAUGCUUCAGGACAUUCUUGAUAUCUUAGUGGUGUCUCCUUCAGUGCAUUUCCCCUCUCUUCCUCAUUUGGUUGCUUCUGUGCAAUGGCACAAUCUUCUUCUCCCCCCGCCCACCCUUCACACAAUAGUUGUUGCCAGCUAGAGACUUAGCAUUGUAACAGUGCCUGCAAUAUAUACAGUAGCUAUAUUUUAAUGUCCAUAUAUCUGCUGUCUUUGUAUCCCCGGAACACUAAGCUUUUCUAGCAAACUGUCUGAGAUUCUAACUGUCUGCCAUUCACAGAGCACAAAACGGCCACAAAACAAAUCUGUGAUCUCACCACAGCAGCAUGCUUUACAUAUCUGUCUGUGGCAAUUAACUGUGCUUCUUAAAGAUUGCUUUCCUGCUGUGUAAGGGUAGAAUACUAUGCUACAAAGUCAGUCAAUUUCCCAGGGAGGUAGCUGGAAUAAUUUUCAACAACAUUUAACAUCCACCACUGUCCCUGUAGCCUGAUAGGCGAGGUCAAAUCCCUUCUGCCACUAAUGUGACUGAACAAUUCCAGUGUGUGCUCGGGAAGUGAACUAGAAAUAAUGGGUCUGUCUGAAGACUCUUGGAUACGUAGGUUGCAUUCCUCACCCUUCCAGAUUGUAUUGUUUGGCCGGCUAAGUGUUCUGUUUGGUUUUCAUGCUAAUAAGAGAGAAACACAAACAGAAAUAAGAAGACCGUUUGAAAAUCCACCUCCCAAGCAGCCCAUCACAUCAAAAUUAAGCAAGUCCCAACCAUCCCCAUUCUGAAGAUCAAAACAGACGUGCACAUGAACCAUGUUUACAUCAGCUCAACUGUGGCUUCUCAUUGAGGGCUCGAUUCUUUUGUGUGGUGUACCACAGGAAAUCUUGGUUCCCAGUAAUGUUGGGGAAAUAUCUAUCCUGAUCUGAUUUGCCAUGACUCUGUGAAAACAAUGCUAUUCAAGCUCAACAAAGUGGUGGAAUAGUGGAAGGGAUCUCCAUUAAUGGCAUCUAAAGUACAUCCAGGGAAAAUAAUCUGUGAAUGGGCUAUAGAAGAUUAUAAAUAAGUAACUAAUUCUUAAGUUUAGGAGACUAUAAUGAGCACAAAUUGCAAGAAGAGGGUUUAAAAAAAAAAUCUCAAGUCUUUAUGGUCUUCUCUGUAGUCUUAAAUUCAAGUCCUCUCAAAAAUCCGGAAUCUUACAGGGUGACUGUAGUUAAUUGUUUUUCUCCUCUAACUGUAAUAGCAUUUUGUUAUGAAGCUGUAUAGAAUAAGCUUCCCAAUCUAUAUAGGCAGGACUUGAUUGGUGGAUAACUGCAGUGUUACAUAUAAUAUGAACUUUUUAAAUGGAACAAAUGAUCACUUGACAAUGCCAACAACUCAUAAGUGCCUUUCUAGAAAAUCCAACUACACAUGCUCAUGAGGUUAAUCUUGCUUCCUUACUUGCUUGAUUUUCUUUUCCAAAUCAUUCAGAUUAGUAAACAGUAAAGGGCCACUCUACAUGUUAUUUUAGCACAGAUGUUAGAGGGGAAAUGUAUACACCAAUGUUGCUAAUGUAUGAAGGCCAUGCAUGUAUCUUUUGUAGUGUGUCUGCACUGGAAACUGGCAUGCCAAUUGUACCUUCUUAACACAAUCGCCAAAUACAAACUGCACAUGCAUUUAAAUUCCCUAUAGAAAAGAUGUGUGAUGUGGUGAACCUAAGAAAGCCGUCUGAGGCUUUUAAACAAAUGGAAAUUGGAACGGAUUAUCUUGAGACAUGGGGGCUAUUUAUGAUGUUGUGCAGUUAUUCUCCACUUACGUUAAAGUAGCCUGAUUCUCUGUAUCAACAAUUCUCUGUUGCGGGGUUUUUUAACCUUGGCCCCCCAGCUGUUGAUGGACUACAACUCCCAUAAUCCCCAGCCAUGUCCAUUGUGGCUGGGGAUGAUGGGUGUUGUAGUCCAUCAACAUCUGGGGGCCCAAGGUUAAGAAACCCUGCUCUGUUGUAUUUGCAGCAAACAUGAGAUCAAAAGGUGUUCAUUGUUAACUACUCCUGGCCACAAUUCCUCCCCUCAAGCCAAUUUCCUGAAGCUCUAGAGAUCAUACAAGUGGUUCUUCCUGGGCCAGUUAUGCUUCCUUCACAACCAAUAGCUUUUCACAGGUAUUGCAGCAAAAGUGGGAAUGAGAUAGCUGUGGGUUUGAGUUGCUGACUAUGCCGUCACGUUCACCUCAGUGGUUAACAUAAACAUUCUUAUUUGGAAACGUCCGGUGCAGAGGCUGAGUGUUAGUAGUUUAGUUUUUAGAGUUGCAAUACAGCAUUUGGCAGUGGGGAGGCAUAAUUUUCCAAGAGAUAAUGUUGCUGACACUUGUAAAAGACAAACCUUGUCUUGAGUUUUCUAGGAAUACUGGACUAAUUAAAAUACAUAGUUAAAGCAGCAGUUAAGGACUCUGGGCAGAUUGUUAACUAGAAAGCUCUGUUCUUCGAACUGCCAUCACAGCUAUAGCACAACUUUUGACACAGAGGUGUUGCAAGAAGUCUGCUUAAAAAUGUUCUCUCUUUAUAAUGUAUGCAACUCCCCACCCCCCUUAUCUGUUUUAUAGGGAUGGGCAAGGCAAAGCCUGUGGAUUCUUCUAAGAUUCCUUAGAAUAUCAGGUUUUAUGGGGGGUGGGUGGGUUCUGAUUGUAACAAUAAGCUUGCAAGUGUUAUGGAAAACACUGAAGUAUGCAAAUGUUGAUUAAAAUGCUAAAUUAAUUCCUUUUAUCGAUUUCUUAGUCCACAUAUCAAUAUUUUGUGAAGUUGACUUGAGUUUUUUACACUUAAAAAUCAGAAUAAAAUUCUUGUGAAGUAUGAUCUGUUUGUCAACUGUAAAUUGGCAUCUGCUGUGUUCAUUAAAAUGAUAUGCAAAUUAUUGCAAGCAAUUAAAUAUGCAUAUUAACUGCA
Messenger RNA from Hemicordylus capensis (graceful crag lizard), 6608 nucleotides. RefSeq names its product peroxisomal membrane protein 4-like. NCBI's taxonomy places the organism in Eukaryota, Metazoa, Chordata, Lepidosauria, Squamata, Cordylidae. Gene Ontology annotation, cellular component: peroxisomal membrane. The coding region runs from base 524 to 1162 and encodes 212 amino acids. The transcript is spliced from 4 exons. The record is from RefSeq and is a predicted model, not a curated record.